Messenger RNA from Petromyzon marinus (sea lamprey), 10723 nucleotides. Its product is annotated as acetyl-CoA carboxylase-like. Lineage: Eukaryota; Metazoa; Chordata; Hyperoartia; Petromyzontiformes; Petromyzontidae. Gene Ontology annotation, cellular component: mitochondrion. Gene Ontology annotation, molecular function: ATP binding; acetyl-CoA carboxylase activity; metal ion binding. Gene Ontology annotation, biological process: fatty acid biosynthetic process. The record is from RefSeq and is a predicted model, not a curated record.
AUAGCCAUGCGCCAUCGCCGCACACGCGUCGGAUAAAAAGUAAGGGACAAGUCCUUACUUACUAACAACUCCUCUAUCAUUUCUCAUUGCUGGAGGGGUUGCCCCAAUUUUAUGAUGAGUGCUUUCGGCAUGUCACGAGACGGAAAAAAAACAUUUGGAACUCUCGGAAGGGGCAGAACAAUAGCUCAUUUUAGAGAACGGCCCACAGAAGCGGAUAUCACAGAACUACUUUUGAAAUGCGUUCGAAUUUCCUCUGAUCCACACAAGGAGGAAGAACAACCCCCCACAACACCCUGCUUCAGUGUCAUGUUAAUCGUAUUGCAGUCAAAGCAAUGUAGUAUUUUCUUUAUUCUCAGAGCUGGAAUUUACGCUAAUUAAGUUCAGAAUCAAAUGGUAUUUGUUGGCUUUUUUGUACAGUCGUUGGUGACUGGGCUGAGGCCGUAAACUCACUCCAUGUAAGUGUUGGUGACGAUGGGGCCUUAUAUAGAAGGUGGAUGGAGGGAUUUUGUUUUGGGGAAUCUUCAUCUUAUGAAAUGUCGAUCAAGAAAAAAAAGUAAACUCACUUGGCUCAAGAUAUCAUCCUAUAAUACAUUCCAUCAUUGGCUUUUCGUGGUGAUAGGACUGAUAUGCUUGUGGCUAAUGUUGGGAAGAACAUUCGGUUUGUAGAAUACUGUACUUCACAACUGGUGCGAAGGACUUCAGAUAUAAAGUCUUCUCCGGCAUUUCCGAACCCAAAUGACAUGUUUUUCUUCUUAUAUUGAGAAUUGUAUGACCACUAUUCAAUAUAAGACAAGCAGCCUGCAUUGAUUUCAUUAGCAAAUGUAGCCUUUGUCCAUUCUGCUGAUUAAGAACCAGUUUUUUUUCCAGUUGUCUCUGCAAUGAAGACAAUGCGUUUGCUUCCCAGGUAUUCAUGGGCUUAAGGCGACAACAAAGUUCAUUGCAGGCCCUUUCUGUUACCGCACUCGGUUGCAUGCAACUGUAUUCAGAAUUGGCAAUGUUAAAGCUUGUGCCUCAUUAAAAAAAUGUGUAUUAUUAGUGUGAGAAGCAUCAACACAAAGUGUUAGACGUUUGUUAGCGUCCUUGUUUAAUGCCUCAUUACUCCUGGCACCCCUGCGGAAAAUGGUACGACCCAAACUAAUUACGCUACAGUGCAUCCCAUCGGCAAGGCUGCUGAUUCAACCAAAGUGUGGGGGGUGUUUCGUGCGAUUUGUACAACCCGAGCGAUGUAAGCAGUGUGGAUGGGCCAUCCUCCCCUGCUGUGUUGUGUAGAGCCGGUCUAAGCGAGCUGGAAGCUCCAGGAACUGGUUGACUACAGCAAACAAAAAAAGCCAAGCAUGUCGGGUUCCAAUCUGGUGAGGAUCGGACGCAGAGCCAUGGAUCAGCAACGUGACUUCACGGUGGCCUCCCCGGCUGAGUUCGUCACUCGGUUCGGGGGAAACCGCGUCGUCGAGAAGGUUCUCAUCGCCAACAACGGCAUCGCGGCGGUGAAGUGCAUGCGCUCGAUUCGCCGCUGGGCCUACGAGAUGUUCCGCAAUGAGCGCGCCAUCCGCUUCGUCGUCAUGGUUACGCCCGAGGACCUCAAGGCCAAUGCAGAAUACAUUAAGAUGGCCGACCAGUACGUGCCCGUGCCGGGCGGUUCAAACAACAACAACUACGCCAACGUGGAGCUUAUCCUGGACAUCGCACGCCGUAUCCCUGUGCAGGCGGUGUGGGCUGGAUGGGGCCACGCUUCAGAGAACUGUAAACUUCCAGAGCUCUUGAACAAGCAUGGCAUUGCAUUUUUGGGGCCGCCCAGCUCAGCCAUGUGGGCUCUGGGAGACAAGGUGGCAUCGUCUAUCGUGGCCCAGACUGCCGGCAUUCCGACCUUGCCUUGGACUGGCAGUGGACUCACCGUGGACUCGCCCGUGGUGGAGGAGGGGCAGGGGCCCAGGGUGCUGAGCGUCCCGCGGGAGGUGUUUGAGAAGGGCUGCGUGCGGGACCUCGAGGAAGCCCUGCAGUCAGCUGAGAAGAUUGGCUACCCGGUCAUGAUAAAGGCAUCCGAGGGCGGCGGAGGAAAGGGCAUUCGCAAGGCCGGCAGCCAGGAGGACUUCCCUCUCCUCUACCGUCAGGUGCAAGCGGAGGUGCCGGGCUCGCCGAUCUUCGUGAUGGCGCUGGCAGACCACACGCGCCACCUCGAGGUGCAGAUCCUCGCCGACGCCUACGGCAACGCCAUUUCGCUGUUCGGCCGCGACUGCUCGAUUCAGCGGCGCCACCAGAAGAUUGUGGAGGAGGCGCCUGUCACCGUGGCUCCGCCAUACAUCCUGGAGGUCAUGGAGCAGUGCGCAGUGAAGCUGGCCAAGAUGGUGGGCUACGUGAGCGCCGGCACGGUGGAGUACCUUUACGGCCAGGACGGCAGCUUCCACUUCCUGGAGUUAAACCCUCGCCUCCAGGUGGAGCACCCGUGCACCGAGAUGGUGGCCGACGUCAACUUGCCGGCCGCUCAGCUGCAGAUCGCCAUGGGCAUUCCGCUUCACCGCAUCAAGGACAUCCGCCUGCUGUAUGGGGAGGCCCCGUGGGGGGUCUCCCCCCUCGACUUCAACAACCCCAACAGCGGGCCCAGCCCCCGCGGGCACGUCAUCGCUGCCCGCAUCACCUGCGAGAACCCGGAAGAGGGCUUCAAGCCAAGCGCCGGGACGGUGCAGGAGCUGAACUUCCGCAGCAGCAAGAACGUGUGGGGCUACUUCAGCGUGGCGGCGUCGGGCGGCCUCCACGAGUUUGCCGACUCGCAGUUUGGCCACUGCUUCUCGUGGGGCGAGAACCGCGAGGAGGCCGUCUCGAACAUGGUGAUGGCUCUUAAGGAGCUCUCGAUUCGUGGAGACUUCCGCACAACGGUGGAGUACCUCAUCCGUGUGCUGGAGACGGAGAGCUUCCAGCAGAACUCCAUCGACACGGGAUGGCUCGACAAGCUCAUAUCGGAGAAAGUGCAGGCCGAGCGCCCAGACACCAUGCUGGGCGUUGCGUGCGGAGCUCUGCACGUAGCUGAGGCGGCGUUCAUGACGUCCACGUCCGACUUCCUGCACGCGCUCGAGAGGGGACAGGUGCUGCCGGCGCACACCUUCUCCAACACGAUCCCCGUGGAGCUCAUUUACGAUGGGGUCAAGUACGCGCUGCAGGUCUCCCGGCAGUCCCCCACGACGUACGUGAUCAUCAUGAACGGCUCAUCCGUCGAGGUGGACGCCCACCGGCUGAGCGACGGCGGCCUCCUCCUGUCCUACGCGGGCAGCAGCCACACCACCUACAUGAAGGAGGAGAUCGGCAGAUUCCGCGUGACCAUCGGGAACAAGACGUGCGUGUUUGAGAAGGAGAACGACCCGUCCGUGCUAAGGGCGCCCUCCGCUGGAAAGCUCAUGCACUACUUGCUGGAGGACGGGGGCCAUGCCAUCGCUGGGCAAUGCUACGCCGAGAUGGAGGUGAUGAAGAUGGUAAUGACGCUGACGGUGCCCCAGGGCGGCUGCGUGCACCAUGUGAAGCGCCCGGGCACAGUGCUCGAGGUCGGCUGUGUGGUGGCCCGGCUGCAGCUCGACAAUCCCUCCAGCGUCCCCCAGGCCGAGCUGUGCGUGAGCCUGCUCCCGCAACAGCAGUCGCUGCCCCUGAGAGGAGGCAAGCAGCACCAGGUUUACCACACCAUCCUGGAGAACCUCCUCAACGUCAUGCACGGCUACUGCCUACCUGAGCCGUUCUUCAGCUCCAAGGUGAAGGGCUGGGUGGAGGUGCUGAUGAUGACCCUGAGGGACCCUUCCCUGCCACUGCUGGAGCUCCAGGAGCUCAUGACGAGCAUCGCCGGGCGCAUCCCCUCGCCGGUGGAGAAUGCCAUCCGCCGGGAGAUGGCGCAGUACGCCAGCAACAUCACCUCGGUGCUCUGCCAGUUCCCCAGCCAGCAGAUCGCCAACACCCUGGACAGCCACGCGGCGACGCUGCAGCGCAAAGCCGACCGGGAGGUCUUCUUCAUGAACGUGCAGGGCAUCCUGGUCCUGGUCCAGCGGUAUCGCAGUGGCACCCGGGGCCACAUGAAGACAGUGCUGCUGGACCUGCUGCGCGAGUAUCUCAAGGUGGAGACCCAGUUUCAGCAAGGGCACUAUGACAAGUGCGUGAUUGCUCUGCGGGAGACGCACAAGGGAGACAUGACGUCGGUGCUCAAGCUCAUCUUUUCGCAUGCUCAAGUGGCCAAGAAGAACAUCCUGGUCACAAUGCUCAUUGACCAGCUGUGUGGCCGAGACCCGACGCUGACGGAGGAGCUCACCAACAUCCUCAACGAGCUCACGCAGCUCAACAAGACCACCAAUGCUCGCGUUGCGCUACGCGCCCGACAGGUGCUCAUUGCCUGCCACCUGCCAUCCUAUGAGCUGCGGCACAACCAAGUGGAGUCCAUCUUCCUGUCGGCCAUCGACAUGUACGGCCACCAGUUCUGUCCUGAAAACCUGAAGAAACUCAUCAUGUCUGAGACGUCUAUCUUUGACGUGCUUCCAAACUUCUUUUAUCACAGCAACCAGGUCGUCCGCAUGGCUGCCCUGGAGGUGUACGUGCGGCGGGCGUACAUCGCCUACGAGCUCAACAGCCUUCAGCACCACCAGCUGAAGGACAGCUCCUGCAUUGUGGAGUUUCAGUUUAUGCUGCCCUCCUCUCACCCCAACAGAGGGAGCAGUGCCUGCAAGCAUGGCAGGAUGUCGGCCAUCGCCGCCAACCAGUCGCACUACACGGACGUGAUCCGCACUGUGGGCUCUCAGGAGGUCAUCACCGACGCGUCCUACACGCCGCCCUGCCAACGCAUGGGCGCCAUGCUGGCCUUUGACAACUUGGAUCAACUCGUGCAGAACUUCGACGAAGUGCUGCAGUGCUUUUCCAACUGGCCGUCCGAAGGAUCUUCGUUGACAGAUGCUGGCUGCAGCACACUCUACCACGACGACAGCAAAGGCGUUCCAGAGGACCCCAUCAACAUCAUCAACGUGGCCCUGUGGAUGGAGGACAACGGGGUGGAUGAGAGCCUGGCUGAUCGCUUUCACAGACUCAUCCAAUCCAAGAGAUCCAUGCUGCGUGACCACGGGAUCAGGCGUCUUACCUUCCUCGUGUCACAAAAGAGGGAAUUUCCAAAGUUCUUCACCUUCAGAGCAAGAGACAAGUUCGAGGAGGACCGUAUUUACCGGCACCUGGAGCCGGCGCUCGCCUUCCAGCUGGAGCUGAACCGCAUGCGAAAUUUUGACCUGCGAGCCAUGCACUGCGCCAACCACCGCAUGCAGCUCUACCUGGGCUCCGCGCGUGUCGAGGAGGGGGCAGAGGUCACGGACCACCGCUUCUUCGUGCGCGCCAUCAUGCGCCACUCCGACCUCGUCACCAAGGAGGCGUCGUUCGAGUACCUCCAGAACGAGGGAGAGCGGCUUCUCCUGGAGGCCAUGGACGAGCUGGAGGUGGCCUUCGACAACACGGCCGUGCGCACCGAUGCAAACCACAUCUUCCUCAACUUCGUGCCCACCGUCAUCAUGGACCCGUGCAAGAUCGAGGAGUCUGUGCGCAGCAUGGUGAUGCGCUACGGGAGCCGCCUGUGGAAGCUGCGCGUGCUCCAGGCCGAGCUGAAGAUCAACAUCCGCCUGACGCCCACGGGCCACGCCAUCCCCAUCCGCCUCUUCCUCACCAACGAGUCCGGCUAUUACCUGGACAUCAGCCUGUACAAAGAGGUCACUGAGCCCCACACGAGCCAGAUCAUGUUCCAUUCAUAUGGAGACAAACACGGCCCCCUGCAUGGCAUGCUCGUCAGCACGCCCUACGUCACCAAGGACCUCCUCCAGUCCAAGCGCUUCCAGGCCCAGAGCCUGGGCACCACAUACGUCUACGACUUUCCCGAGAUGUUCCGGCAGGCCUUGCUGAAGAUGUGGAAGACUGAGUGGAAGGAGACCUGCCCCAACGACCUGAUGACGUGCACGGAGCUGGUGCUCGACAGCCAGGGACAGCUGGUGCACAUGAACAGGCUUCCCGGCGGAAAUCAGAUCGGGAUGGUGGCGUGGAAGAUGACGCUGAAGACGCUAGAGUACCCGGCGGGCCGCGACGUCGUGCUCAUCGCCAACGACGUGACGCACCUCAUCGGCUCAUUCGGCCCGGAGGAGGACCGCCUGCUGCUGUGCGCGUCGGAGCUGGCGCGGUCGCUCGGCGUGCCGCGCCUCUACAUCGCCGCCAACAGCGGAGCGCGCCUGGGCCUCGCCGAGGAAAUCCGCCACAUGUUCAACGUGGCCUGGGUCGACCCCAAAGAUCCCUACAAGGGCUUUAAGUAUCUGUAUCUGACGCCACAGGACUACAAGCGCGUGAGCGCGCUCAACUCUGUGCACUGCGAGCACAUUGAGGAUGAAGGGCAGUCGAGGUACAAGAUCACGGACAUCAUCGGCAAGGAGGAGGGGCUCGGGGUGGAGAGCCUGCGCGGGUCAGGGACCAUCGCCGGAGAGACGUCGCUCGCCUACGAGCAGAUCGUCACCAUCAGCCUGGUGACGUGCAGGGCCAUAGGCAUCGGUGCCUACUUGGUGCGGUUGGGCCAAAGGGUGAUUCAGGUGGAGAAUUCGCACAUCAUCCUCACGGGAGCCAGUGCCCUCAACAAGGUGCUGGGGAGAGAGGUGUACAGUUCAAACAACCAGCUCGGUGGCAUCCAGAUCAUGCACAACAAUGGAGUGACACACGCCAUUGUGCCCGAUGACUUUGAAGGGGUCUACACCAUCCUGCAGUGGCUCUCCUACAUCCCCAAGGACAACCAGAGCAUGGUCCCCAUCACGACGCCAGUGGACCCCGUGGAGCGGGACGUGGAGUUUGUCCCAAGCAAGGCGCCCUAUGACCCCCGCUGGAUGCUGGCCGGGAGGCCUCACCCAAGCAACUCGGAGGAAUGGCAGAGCGGGUUCUUUGAUCACGGCUCGUUCAUGGAGAUCUUGCAGCCGUGGGCUCAGACGGUGGUGGUGGGGCGGGCAAGGCUGGGUGGGAUACCGCUCGGAGUCGUUGCCGUGGAGACGAGGAGUGUUGAGCUCGGAAUUCCAGCCGACCCUGCAAACCCAGAAUCCGAGGCACAGAUCAUUCAACAAGCCGGGCAGGUGUGGUUCCCAGACUCCGCCUUCAAGACGGCCCAAGCGAUUCGUGACUUCAGUCGUGAGGGGCUGCCCCUCAUGGUGUUCGCAAACUGGCGCGGCUUCUCCGGGGGAAUGAAAGACAUGUACGACCAGGUGCUGAAGUUUGGCGCGUACAUCGUGGACGGCCUGCGCGAGUACCGGCAGCCCGUGCUCGUCUACAUCCCCCCGCACGCCGAGCUGCGCGGCGGCUCCUGGGUCGUCAUCGACCCCACCAUCAACUCGCGCCACAUGGAGAUGUACGCCGACCCCGAGAGCCGAGGUGGCGUGCUCGAGCCGGAAGGGACUGUGGAGAUCAAGUUCCGACGGAAGGACCUGGUAAAGGCGAUGCGCCGAAUCGACCUCGACUACAUCAAGCUGGCCGAGCAGCUCGCCACGCCCGAGCUGAGUGCUGAGAGCCGAAAGCUUCUGGUGAUGAAACUGAAGGAGAGGGAGGAGUUCCUGCUGCCCAUAUACCACCAGGUGGCCGUGCGCUUUGCCGAUCUGCACGACACGCCCGGGCGCAUGCAGGAGAAGGGCGCCAUCAUGGACAUCAUCGAGUGGCGCACUUCCCGCUCCUUCUUCUACUGGCGCCUACGGCGGCUGCUCCUGGAGGACGCUGGCAAGCGACGCGUCCUGGCGGCCAAUCCGGCGCUCGGGCCGUCCGUGAGCCCCAGCGCGGGGAACUCGCCGGGCCCCGGGCACGUGCAGUCCAUGCUGCGCCGCUGGUUCGUCGAGACCGAGGGCACGGUCAAGGCCUACCUGUGGGACAACAACCAGGCAGUGGUGCAGUGGCUGGAGAAGCAUCUCAAGCCGGAGGAGGGCGUCCGCUCGGUGAUCGAGGAGAACAUCAAGUACAUCAAGCGCGACCACGUCAUGCAGCAGAUCAGGAACCUCGUGCAAGAGAACCCAGAGGUGGCCAUGGACUGCAUCGUGCACAUGACGCAGCAUAUGACCCCGGCGCAGAGGGCGGAAGUGUCGCGGAUUCUGGCGAGCGUCAAUAGUGGCGCUCCACCUUGAGCCCAUGAGAAAACGGCGAGCAGAAAGGGAAAGAGCGAUGGAGAGAGAGAGAGAGAGAGCAGCACGUGCCUGAAGAGAGAGAGAUCAGCGGUUGAUGCACUCCGUUUCUACGGCUCGCCCAUGCACGUGUAUUUUGCGAGUUUGCCUGGCAAUCUGUAUAAAAGGGGCAGUCAGAGGUUUUUCACAGUGAGGUAACGUGAUCCACAAAACAAUUGCACUACAGUACUGUGAUGUUCACUUGAAGUUGAACGGUGCAACUUUUCUGUGAUAGUGUUGCGGGAAAAAAAUAUAUUUUGUCCACGUCACUUUGUUUAUAAAGGGAUGAGGCAACGCCGGAGAAACCAAGUUGCGCGUGGCUUUGCAAGAUGCAACUUUGUUCAUGACCCCUUUGAUAUUUGUUGUUGUUGUUGUAGCACCCGUAAUGGUGUGCUGUGAUUGGCUGAAUUUUGUCUCGUGAUUUCGUCAUAGAAAGGUAAACAUUCCAACGUGGCAGAUUUCUUUUUUUUGUAUUAAUUUCAACUUUGAGGUGUUUCAGAAAAUUGUAAUAAUGUCUUUAAGAUGGUAAAUAAUCGACUAAUUUCCCUCAUGUUCACCAUGAAAAAUGCCUCUUGCUUUGAUUUGUAGGCUGCAGACCCACAGUUCCUUGCCUAGAUCCCUUGUAAGGUGACUGGACUGGGGAUCCAGGCAGCAGAGGAGGGCUGUGGGGUCAGGCCUCGGGCCUUUGAACCCUCUACUGUAUUGAUGAUCAAAGAGAUGGGUAUUGAUUGAUUUUAAUUCUUCAAUAUUUUUUCACGUCAGCUGCAUAGCCAUAUCCACAAUUUUUCAGUGUUCAGAAUGGGUUAUGUUGGAACGAGUGUAGAAUGUUUUUUCAGGAAAAGUGCACCGUUUAGCUUCAGUUGUGAGCUUAUUGUAAAACUAUAUCCAACUGCAAGUAAUAUCAUGUGAUUGAUGCAUUUAUCAGAAACUUAUAUUUAAAAUACUAUAAAAACUGAGUACUUGUUUUCAAAACUGCUGAUUGCCCCCUCGUAUGUGUGCGUGUGUAACAAUACCUUUGUACAUUUCAUCAUGUGACCAGUCGCAUACAGAAGUGAACCUCAGGGUAACUUGUAAAGAUUGAACUUUUAUAGCAGUACUGGUCUUCGUAUUUCCAUCCUGUGGUUCAUGGAUGAAGGGCCAUGAGACGUUUUGGUGGUUAUUGGAAUUGAAAAAUGUGAAUCUGAUGCGACGUGCAUCCAGCAAGGAGUGACUGCAAUACACGGUGCAGCCAAACGUAACGUGUUGGUCCUGAGCUCGGCCCUGGAUGCAGCACGGUUGGCUAUGUGCGGUGCAAACUAAGUUCAACAUACAUGUGCUGUCGCAGGGUCGGUUUAACCGGCAAACUGCGGACCAACCAUCUCGUGUUGUCCUUUGAAAUAAGACCAGGAUGUCAACCUUGCAGUGUGAUGCUUUUUUUUUUAUUUAACGCGAUCGCCUAUUGAUGUUAAAAUUCGCCGUUGGGCAUUGCCUCCUUGUUCAACUUGUUCACCUCCUGCAAUGCUCUCUAAAUCCUCCGCACGAUGACCUUUGUGAGCCAGGCCUCGGCGGUUCAGGAGACACGAGGCGCUGUCGGAGAACCUGCAGCGGUUGGCAUUCAUGCCAGCUGAGGGCUUCGUAUUGAGUGAUGCUUUUUGCCGUGGGGACAUGCUUCUCUUUUGAGAUGCACAAACUGACUUGAGAGUUAACUAAGAAUCCAAGCUGUAGCGAUCACCGUUAGUGCCUGCCUUGUUUAGUUUCUCUCGCAUCACUACAUUGUCGAUGUUAUUUAUUCCCCUUUGUGAACUCCAAGAGGGCCAGUUUGGCGCGUGUUCUGCGCGUGUGCGAAAGAGACUCGGGAGUGCCCUUUAGAGAGUAUUUUUUUUAAUUUCCAUUCGUAACGAGUACAACUCUCGAACGUGUAGCAGCAGUGUACCUCUUCGCGUGAUAAGGUGUGGGGCGGGGGAGGGGAAUCUGUCGGUUUUGGAAACUUGAAAUGAGAAAAACCAAAUGACCGGAGAGUGUUUAAAUGUUUGUGAAUAUAUUUAAAUGUGAUACAAUUGUAUUUGCAAUUGCCAGUUUUUAAGCCGUGGAACUUUAGCCCAAAGACACGUUUGGAUGGUGCAGGACACUGAACUGGGUACCUCAAUGACAUGGAUUUUAUUCUAGUUUCUAGAUUCUAUGCCUGGUAAGGGGCCUCCCUUAGGUGCACUUGGUCUGAAAUUACUUCAGCGCUGCUGGCUGAAUAUUAAAGACGGCUGGAUUUGGGAGUGACCAUCUGCGUACGUCUGGCCGAGACUGAAAGUGCACCCUUUGCAGUAUUUUUGUUUCACUCGUGGCUUGUUAGAUUGUUCAGUGUGUUUUUCUGUCUUGUUUUAAGUAAAAAAAAAAUCCCGAUGGUAGCGGAAAAACGUGGCUUCCUAUAGGUGCAAUAUAAUGUUGUCGUGUCUUAUAUUUUGCACGUCAUCUCUCCCCCCCCCCCCACCCCUCCUAGAAAAAAAACCCGUUACGAAAUUAUGGUAUCAGCAACUGCUCGAGUCCACGAAAUAAAAAAAAAAGCCUAUUGUUGUUGCGUUCUGUAA